GGUGAUUUGCUGGCAAAGUGAUUUACAUUUCCCCCUCCCCCUGUUCUCUAAUCUCGACGAGCAGAUAAAUAAACUGAAAGAAGUGAGUACACGUAGUAAGAAAUGCCAACGUCUACAGCAAGACUGCGUCGCCAAGCCUGGGGACCUCCAGUGUUCGUUGGCAGCCGUCCGGCGUCGGGUGGGACAGGUGGGUGGCUGCACCCCAGGUGUGUGUGGUGUUGGCAACAGCUUCAGUGACUGACUCUACUCCACACAACAAACCUUUCUCUUGUCAACACACUUCAAACAACACGAGCGCCAACCAGCUUACGGACGUCUCCACGUCUGUCGUGUCAUCGCUGCUGCUGUCUCGUUUCCCACGUGGUGAGCCUGAGAGUUUGUGAGGAGGUGAGGACGACGUCAGGAUGACCACCAUCAGGUCCUCCGUGCGACCUCGCAGCAGCAAGCAGCCCUGGGGGACGAUCCUCAAGCCGGAGUUCGGCCUGGGCUACCAGAAAAUGACGGAGUACGAGAUCGAGCAGACUGUCCAGCGCCUGUACACAGUGCCCACCAACAAGAAACCCACAUACAUCCGCCACAACAAGCACAUGAAGAGAGAGGACAUCGACGCCAUGCUGGAGAGACUAACCAAAGUAGAGAAAGACAAAAUUCCAGAAAGAGAUCGUCGAGUGAGCUUCGUCAAUCUAUCGGGACAUGGGUGUUCUCUCCUCCUAUGCUUGGAAAGGUUAUAACUGAAACAGCUUCAGAUGAUUACUUUCCCCGCUACACUGAACUGAACUCACGCUGCUGGAACCUUGGAAAGACAAACUGAAAGUGUCGCACCUUGCAGGUGAAAGUAAAUUAACUACAACUUCUGAGAAGUGGGACAAAGGUAAGAUCAACAGACAGACUACCGACGCUGUGAAGCAAGCAUGCUUGUGUUAGCUGAUCAGUCAACACAUUUUUUGUUUGUUUGCGAUGAACGUGUUCCUGCAGGUGUGAUCAAGAAAAUAUUGUGAUCUGCAGAUGAAUAUGUUGCCACAUGUUAUAAGGUACUUAAUAAGAAUGAUGACUACACUGCCGAUCUUUGAAAUAAAACUAAGAUGUGGGUAGAAAUACUCCGAAAGGAAACUCAUGUUUUCAAUUUAGUUUUCUACAUCUGUUUUUGUUUGUCUUCGGAACAAAUGAAACAUGAUUUAAGAUGUCAAUAUAUGUUGUUCCUAAACAAA
Messenger RNA from Pomacea canaliculata, 1208 nucleotides. RefSeq lists its product as uncharacterized. NCBI's taxonomy places the organism in Eukaryota, Metazoa, Mollusca, Gastropoda, Architaenioglossa, Ampullariidae. The transcript has 3 exons. The coding region runs from base 405 to 731 and encodes 108 amino acids. The record is from RefSeq and is a predicted model, not a curated record.